AUGAGUAUAAAUAAGAUAUUAUACAAUUGUAGUAUAUUUAUUUUUAAAUUAAUACAAAUGCUAAAAAUGUUAUUAAAAUUAUAUAUAAAAUGUUUUAUUCAAAUUAAACAUAAAAACAAUGUAAAUAUAUUACAUCAUAGUGAAAACUUUUUAGUAGUUUCUAAGCCAUAUGACAUGUGUAUUAAUAGUAAUAAUCCAGAAAAAAAGGAUACCCUGCAAUUUGAAUUAAAGAAAAUUUUACCAAAGUUAGUCAACCCAAAUUUGUUUCAUGAAUUUCAUUUUGUACAUAGAUUAGAUUAUGUGACAAGUGGUGUGAUAUGUAUUGCAUUAAAUAAAAAAGCAGCUCGAGCUGCUUCUAAUGCAUUUGAAGCAAGAACAGUCAAAAAGUUUUAUUUGGCAUUACUUCAUGGGCACAUAAAUGAACCUUAUCUUGUUAUAGAUAAAGCAAUUGGAACUGAUGUAAGAGAAAAAAAAGGAAACCAUAAAAUGUGUAUCAGUGAUAGCAUGUUUUGUGAAAAACCAAAAAAAUCUUAUACAAUUCUUAUAGUAUUAGAAAGAGGUUUCAGAAAUGGAAAACCAGCUACUAAAGUAUUAUUAUGUCCUGAUACAGGUAGAAGACAUCAACUAAGAGUACAUUGUUCAUAUAUUGGUCAUACUGUAAUAGGAGAUUAUACAUAUAGUGAAAGAAAAGAUAUAGAACCUUAUAGAACAUUUUUGCAUUCCUUCAGGCUGAUACUGAAUAACAAUAUUGAAAAUUUAGAUGUGAGGAGUACAGAUCCAUUUGUAGCUUCUGACUCAAGAAAUCAAUGGUCACCUACAAAUGUUGCUAAAAUAUUAGAUGAAGAUACAUUUUUUGAUGUUUAUAAUCUCAUUGAAUAAAAUAGACAUUAUAC
Messenger RNA from Eufriesea mexicana, 893 nucleotides. RefSeq names its product RNA pseudouridylate synthase domain-containing protein 1. Gene Ontology annotation, molecular function: pseudouridine synthase activity; RNA binding. The record is from RefSeq and is a predicted model, not a curated record. The transcript is spliced from 4 exons. Bases 1 to 879 code for a protein of 292 amino acids. NCBI's taxonomy places the organism in Eukaryota, Metazoa, Arthropoda, Insecta, Hymenoptera, Apidae. Gene Ontology annotation, biological process: enzyme-directed rRNA pseudouridine synthesis.